Messenger RNA from Didymodactylos carnosus, 1716 nucleotides. Lineage: Eukaryota; Metazoa; Rotifera; Eurotatoria; Philodinida; Philodinidae. The record is from the annotation of a GenBank genome assembly.
AUGUCAUUCAAUAAUCUUUCCAGUUAUUCUCCGUGUCACAUGCCACCCUAUUCAUUACCCAUCGUAUCAUCUGAAAUUAAAUUACGUUUUUCUUUAACUGUAACAUUACUUGUUUAUUUAAUUUAUUUACUACCAUUUUGUUUUGGCGUAUUUGGUAACAUCAGUGUAUGUUUAAUAUUUUUUCAACAAAAAAAAUUACGAUCUAUUACAAAUACAUUUUUAAUGAAUUUAUGUAUUAAUGAUUUAAUUGUAUUAUGUGUAUCUAUACCGAUGACAAUAACAAAUGUAUUAAUUGAACAUUUUAUAUUUGGUUCAUUUUUAUGUAAACUUAUCAAUUUUACACCAACUGUAACCGCUCUCGUUUCAACAUUUACAGUAGCUGUUAUUUCAGUAGAAAGAUGGUUUGUCAUUGUUAAUAAGAAAAAAUUUAAUCGUAAAUGUAUCAUUAUCAUGUUAAUAUUAUUAUGGUUAGUAUCAAUAUCAAUUGCCAUACCAGAAUAUUUAUCACGUACAGUUGUGGAAUCUACACAACCAGAUAUGAUAAUAUCUGAUUUGUUACAUAUAACAAUGAAUAAAAAUUAUUCCUAUGAACAACAACAAAAUCGUAGUCAUAUAAGAACAAUAAUACCGAAACUAUGUAAAAUGAAAAAGAUCUACUACUGUAUAACCAAACCCGGUCUGAGAACACGUGUAUAUAGUUACACAAUUUUAGCUGUACAAUAUUUGGUUCCAUUCUUGUUUGUUUCUGUUAGUUGUUAUUCAAUUAGUCGAUUUUUAAAACGACGUAUUGAACGAAUGAAGUUGUAUAAUCAACGAAAAUCAUCAGAUCAACAACCAUCAGAUAUAAAACGUUUUCAUUAUAAAUCACAUAAUUCAACAACAGCAGCGAUAUUUUGUCAUAUUAAUCCUGAUGAUAUUGAUAAUGAAUUAACAAGUAAUGAAAAUCCAUUACAAACGACAAUUGUCAAUAUUGGACAACAAACAGAAAAUUAUAAUUUAAUAAAUAAUGAACAAAUACGUUUGACAACAGCAUCCUCAUCAUUCUCCGCCUUCAAACGUUUAAGAUAUCUUUUAUCUCGGCAUCAAGAACAUAAGAAUAAUACCACACAUUCAUUACAUUAUUCAAAUUUACAAAGAACAAUAAACAAUGAACAAACAAGUCGUUCAUUUUCUCUAAACCCCAUUAUUCGUUCUAAAAUACAAUCACAUACAAAACGUCGUUUUCAUAAAAGUCGAAAAUUAUUAAUUUGUGUUGCCACUGUAUUCAUGUUAAGUUGGCUUCCAUUAUCUAUUGUACAAUUUUAUCUUGAACACAACAAUGACAUAUUGAAAACUAAUGAUGCCGAUUUUACCUACGGUGUAUUGUUAAUUCCAUGUUAUUUAAUUACAUCGUUAUCGGCAUGGAUAAAUCCAAUUAUUUAUAAUUAUAUUAAUCGAAGUUUUCGUCGUGAAUUUUAUUCACUUUAUUCAUGUUGUUUUAAAAAUCAACGAGAUAAUAAUAGUCGACGACCGGCAACAACGAUAUCUACGUAUAAAACAAGUCAUUGUCAAACAACAAUACUUCCACUUGGGAAAGAUAGAGAAUAUAUGACAACAAUUGACAAUAUUAAAAAUAAACAACCUCAUGUACAUGCUACAUUUACGGAUGAUAAAAUAAUUAACAAGAAAAAUCAGUCGUUUCAACUACUGGCAUGUUCAACUUUGCAUAAACCUUAA